Exophiala dermatitidis NIH/UT8656 is the source of this 1015-nucleotide messenger RNA. RefSeq lists its product as uncharacterized. The record is from RefSeq and is a predicted model, not a curated record. Lineage: Eukaryota; Fungi; Ascomycota; Eurotiomycetes; Chaetothyriales; Herpotrichiellaceae. Gene Ontology annotation, molecular function: FMN binding. The coding region runs from base 194 to 940 and encodes 248 amino acids. The transcript is spliced from 2 exons.
CCGAUAUCAAGCCCCUCAGGCUCUCAUUGAUCUCAUAUUCUGUAUCCAGACUUCAAGACACAUCCCACUAUCCUGACUCAUUUAACAUUCCAACACAUCUGUCUACCUGAUAGUUAACACGAGUCCACAAAAAAGUCAAAGAAGGAAGCAACUCUUUCCCCAAUCGGCACUAUAUACCUUAACCCCCAGCAUCAUGUUCUACGAGCCCAGCCGCACCGAACACAACCUUCCAUAUGAUCCUUUCAAGGCAUGCGUCGUCCCCCGGCCCAUAGGCUGGAUCAGCACCGUCUCCCCGCCUACUACAGGUACAAGUACAAGUCCAACCAGAAUCCCCAACCUCGCCCCCUACAGCCAAUUCAACAAUCUAACAUUCGACCCUCCCUACAUCAUGUUCAGCGCCAAUCAAACACCCACCUCUGACCGCAAAGACACCGUCCUCAACGUCGAGGCAACAGGCGUCUUCUGCUGGCAACUCGCAACCUGGGACUUGCGAGAGGCAGUCAACAAGACCGCCCAACAAUUACCCUACGGAGUCGACGAGUUCGAACAUGCGGGCCUGUCCAAAACCUGGUCAAAGGUCCUCAAUAUCCCCGUACCCAUGGUCGCCGAAUCGCCCGUCCGGUUCGAAUGUGUGUACCAUUCUACCUUGCGCCUACCGGGGAAUCCGCCCAUGGGCACCGUCGAUGUCGUCAUUGGGAAGGUCGUCGGCGUCCAUGUCGACGACAGAGUUCUCACAAAUGGCAAAAUCGAUGUCCGGAAAACUCAACCGAUUGCCAGAUGCGGAUAUUAUGAAUAUGCCGUCAUCAGAGAUACUUUCGAUAUGAUCAUCCCUGGUGAUCCCGCCACGCUGUUUGGACUGGAAGGAAACGUCAAGCAACAUAGACAACACAGGGAGACAGCUCAAAGGGCCGCUGGAGAUAAUUCAAUACCUUCGUCAUAGAGCUAAGUAUACAAUGUGUGGACUAGAAUGUACAUCUGCUAUUUCUACCUAUACUUCGGUCUAGGAUCAACCAUG